GGAACAUGCAAGCUCGCAUCGCAAAUGGCGCUGCUGCCGCAGUCGAUUGACGAUUACGAGAAGCUGGAGAUGGUCGGAAAGGGCACAUACGGGUGCGAAGCGAGCAGAGAUGGCUCUGGGAGUGGCCGAGGCUGGGCUGGCUCUGUGUGUGUGUUAUGGAUGCAUCCCUGUUGGCAGGACAGUGCACAAGGCUCGUGAAAAGAAGACGGGUCAACUCGUGGCACUCAAGCGGAUCAACAUGCGCAAUAUGAAGGAAGGGGUAUGCUAUGCACGUGUGGACGCAGGCAGACAGACAGGCAGACAGACAGGCCUCAUCUAUUGCAAAGCAGCAUGACCGAAUCUGCAUACAUUGUGCGUGCAGUUCCCCAUCACAGCCAUUCGUGAGAUCAAACUUCUUCGCCGUCUGCGUCAUCGGAACGUGAUCGCCUUCCUGGGAAUUCUCACACCGACGCGUACGCACUUUGACACAAUGACAGACAUGAUUGACACACACGAGGUGCCGCGAGGCCGUGCUGCACACACAUGGCCUCUCUCGAUCUCUGUGGCUGCAGCUGCCCCCGCAGCUGAUGCCUUCGACUGCUCCACAGCUGAUGUGGCACAGGACAGCAACCAAGGCGACAGUAAGGGCGGUGAUCCACCAGCAGGGCAGCCGCCGCCGCCGCCGCCGGACAGUGCCAUCGCCGACCCAGCAUCUGGGCCUGAUGAGCACUCUCCCGCCAUCUACAUGGUAUUUGACUACAUGUACCAUGACCUUCUUGGCCUUUCAGAGUGGCGGCACGGAAAGGUAGGGUGGGUGGUGCGUGGCGUGCAGAUGAGAUGCGAAGAUGGUGGAUAUGUAUGUGGUUGUGUGGUUGUUUUGUUUGUUGUGUGUGCUGUGCUGUGCAGUUUGAUUUGUGUGAGAUCAAGUGUCUGAUGCGUCAGCUGCUGGAGGGGCUGCAGCACUGCCACCAGCACCACAUCAUACACAGAGAUAUCAAAAGUGAGUAGUCACGCGCGCCACUCGCGCCUCCCCUGCCCCCUCAACAAACAAAACACACACACGUGCAGUGCAGAAGCGGCCGUGCUGUGCUGUGCUGUGCUGUGCUGUGCUCUGGUGUGUUUAUUGUGCUGCAGGUUCCAACCUGCUGCUGACGAAGGAAGGCGAGCUCAAAUUGGGCGAUUUCGGUCUUGCCAGGUCAGCGGAGCGGAGGGCCUGGUCCGUCCAUGCAUUCUUCAUUCGUUGUGGUCAUCUACCUUUGUCCUACUCAUCAGGCUGCAUGUCAAGUCGUCCCAGCAGGCGCACUACACCAACCGGGUCAUCACACUGUGGUACAGACCGCCGGAGCUGCUGCUUGGUUCGGUCAAGUACGGCACCGCUGUCGACAUCUGGUCCGCUGGGUGCAUAUUGGCUGAGCUGAUGACGGGGAAGCCUCUAUUCAACGGCGAGAGCGAGAAGCACAUGCUCGAGAUGAUCUUCAGGGUGAGGCAGGCUGGCUGACCGAUCGGCCGAUCCACCGCACUGCAGGCCGUGCGUCCGUGGGCUGGUGUGGUAUGUUGGGUGUAUGUUUCAUUCAUGUGUGCAUUAAUGGGAUGCCAAUACAGUCAUUCAUUCAUUCAUUUAUUGUGCAUUCAUCCAGUUGUGCGGGGGUCCUGACAGCACGACAUGGAGCGAGGCGGUGCGGCUGCCCGAGUGGGAGAAACACAGGCCGGCGAGGCACUUCCCACGCACCAUACGCAGCAGAUUCAGAGAGUAUGGACGCAGCGCAGAGAGAGUGGGGCAGAGGGACUGAGGGACUCCAGCGCCAUGAGCCAGCCCAUCCAGCCAGGCACAUCAGACGCUAAUGUGUGCGUGCGUGCGUGUGUAUGGUUUGUGUGUGCUUGAUCAUGCAGCUGGGAUGAGACUGGCGUCGAUCUGCUGGACAAGAUGCUCACACUCGACCCAGGCAAGACACAGACACACACAAAGACACACAGACACACACACACUCCCGUAGACACAUGGACAAAGAGAGAGAGCAUUGCUUUCCCUUCCCGACUCGUCGGUUCCUUCAGAGUGUCGGGUCACGGCGAGUGCAGCUCUGGAGCACCCCUUCUUCACCCACAGCACCCCGCUGCCCUGCCAGCCCAGUGACAUCAAGCUUCCCGACCGGAGCUGCCACGAAAUGGGUGUGGUCGGCAGCAAACGACCACACCCACCCGAUGCCCCCCAGCAGCAGCAGCAGGAGCCGCCCCGCAUUCCCUCUGACCCGUCCCAGCCACUGCUGCCGCUACCUGGGCACAUAUCUGCGCCGCACCACCAUGCGCUCCUGGCGGCUCUGGACAUCAAGCAGGAGAAGGGCAGCAAGAGGCACAAACCGCAUGAAUGAAUCAAGGCAUCGAUACGAUGAGUUGCGGCAGGGUUGGCGGGGUGCGUAGGUGUGUCGUGCGGGUGAGCCAAUGCAUGAGACCAGUGCAGGAAUGGAAGGACCCAGCCAAGUAAAUGCAUCACCCUGCCCGCUGUGUCGCCCUGCACCCAUGUCGUCCAUUAUCGUGUACGGCGCUGUGACCCGUCGUCUCUCGGUGUGCCGUUUGUUGGUCCGACCCGAUCAGAUCAGAAGAAAAGCGUCGUGAUGGCCAUGAUGAAGCAGCAGGCGGACACGUAAGGGCUCAGCCGUUCUCCGAUGCGGGCCAUCUUCCACAGGAGGC
Molecule: messenger RNA, 2664 nt
Organism: Vitrella brassicaformis
Lineage: Eukaryota; Vitrellaceae
Source: the annotation of a GenBank genome assembly